This is a messenger RNA of Limulus polyphemus (Atlantic horseshoe crab), 6270 nucleotides long. RefSeq names its product golgin subfamily A member 2-like. Bases 187 to 2661 code for a protein of 824 amino acids. Gene Ontology annotation, biological process: Golgi organization. NCBI's taxonomy places the organism in Eukaryota, Metazoa, Arthropoda, Merostomata, Xiphosura, Limulidae. The transcript has 22 exons. Gene Ontology annotation, cellular component: Golgi cis cisterna; Golgi apparatus; Golgi cisterna membrane. The record is from RefSeq and is a predicted model, not a curated record.
AUCAGAUAUCGCCAGCCGCAAUGAAAAGGUAGCAGCAGGUUUAAAAAAAGCCAAACCUUUUAUUUGCAGUUGAAGAAAUUCCAGCAAAAAAACAAGGGAGCAAAGAAAAGAUCUGAAAAGUUGAGCGACAAUUCUGAAGCAUUAGCUAAACAACAAGAUAUUGAUUUGAACAUAGUCUCUUCUUGUAUGCUGAACGCAAUCAAGACUCGGUCAAGUGUCCUUGAAAGAAAUAGGAACUUGUCAUCCACAGAAAGUUUGACACAGAAUACGCAUCAACCAAAUGGUUUAAUGUGUGAGACACAUGCUUUUAUAAAUGGAGAGAUUGAACCAGAAGUGCCAUUGAAAAGUAGUAAUGUUGAAUUGAAGAGAAGGAAUCAACAGCUUGCUCACUUGCUAGAGGGUCAUAUACAAGCCAAUGAGCAGCUGGAGUAUCAGCUUCAAGAACUGAAAGCAAAGAUAAGUCGGGCACAAAGAGAGUUUGAAAGAGAACGACGAGACUUACAAGAAAAAGCCCAUAGAGAUCAAACUACGUUAAAAGACCAGUUACAGGUUCAUAUACAAACCAUUGGUAUUUUAGUUGCCGAAAAAACAGAACUUCAGUCUACCGUGUCUCAGAACCAACAAACCGCCAAACAGAAAGCGGUGGAAAUUGAAGAACUGCAAGGAAGGUUGCGAGCAUCACGACAACGUGUUUCUGACUUGGAAAGGGAACUGUCUAAUGUAUGUAGUUCAACUCAACAACUAGAAAAGAGUAGCAAGGAAUCUUCCAAAGAACUCGAUAGGCUGAGGCUUGAAAAUUAUAAAUUGAGUAAAUCAAAUGAAGAACUAAAACAUCAAAAUUCUGAGUUAGCUGAGAAACUAAAUAAAAAGCUAGUAGAGUGUCAAGUCCAAGAGAAAGACCUAAGUAAUAUCUCGAGUAAGCUGGCUAUGGCUGAACUUCACAUAAAGCAACUUUCCCUCAGUAGCGAAACAGAAAACCCGCAACAACUGGAAGAAGUACACCGUGCCAAAAUUGAUCUUGAGAAAAAAGUAACUGAGUACAAAGAAUCAGUUCAGAGACUGACAACAGAGAGAGAUCAGAUGUCAAAACAUUACCAGGACUACGUUCACAAGCUGAGUCAAGAACUUACAUCUGCUAGAGAUGAGUUGAACCAAGCUAUUGCUGAGAAAGCUGCUCUAGCUAAAGAUAAAUCAUCAUUAUCAGAAAAGCUUGAACUCUCCGAGAAAACUAAGAAGGCAUCCCAAAUUCGGUAUCAGGAUGCUGAAGAGUUAAAUCGGAAGUUAGAAAGUCUGAGUACAGAAAAUGAGAAACUCAAGAAAGAAAUUGAUUGUCAAGUCAGAGACAACGCUCACAUUAGCCACCUGUUGGAAGAGCGAGAGUCAAAGCUGGAAGAAUUAGAAUCUGCCCUUUCAAGACAACAGGAAACUCAGGUUGACAAGACUCGGCUUCUGGAAACAAUGCAAAGUGAAAAGGUGGCUGCUAGCAGAGCAAUGGCUCAGAACAGGCAGCUUAAACAACAACUGGAGGAACUACAAGAUGGUUUUGUUAAACUGAAUGAUGACAAACUGAAGCUCACUGAUGAACUGUAUCACGAACAACAUAUCAGUAAGGAACUAGGAGAACGGUUGUCAGAACAAGAGGAAGAACUUUCUGAGCUUAAAGAUCAGCUUUCUCGCAAGGAAAAACAACUGAAAAUUCUGGAGCAAAAUGCGAAUAAAGAAACUUUUCAGCAUCAUCAGAUUGUUGACAGGAUGAGACAUUACGAAGCCCAGGGACACUUGACUGAAGUCCUGCAAGAAGACUUAGUAAAAGCUAAAGAGAGGAUUGAAACCUUGUUGACCCAGAACACCGAACUUCGAAUGGCCUUGGCUCGUCAGGCUGAAGACGUUAUUAAAUCUGGUAAUGAAACUUCUGUUGACAAAGAGACUGACAGAAAGAACGACCUGGUUGCUUCUCUGUCGGCAUCUGUCAGACAGCUAGAGAUGGAAAGAGACUACCUCCUGCAUGAAAUGAAAGAUCAGCAGAGCCAACGAGAUGAUCUGAAGUCUCAGAUGACAGACUUGAACAGCAAUGAAAAGAAUGUAGUUCUUAAAGAAGACCAUGAAUCACUGAAGAAUUCCAUGAAACAACUUGAGGAGAAAUUCACGAAAACAAUGGACCAAAUUGCUGAACUAUCUGACCAAAAGCAACAGUUAGAACAUUUGGUUACGCAGCUACAAGGAGAAACGGAUACAAUAGCUGACUACAUAACUUUGUAUCAAGUGCAACGAGGAAUCAUGAGGAAACGUGCAAGUGAAAAAGAUGAGUACAUUGCACAACUGGCAAGAGACCGAGAAGAGAUGAAGGCUCGACUGAGUGAACUGCAGAACCUGGUCCUGCGACUCCUAGAGGAAAGGAAACGGCUACAUGACAUCUCUGUAGAAGUGCCACCAAACAGUAACCACCCAGGUGAGAUGGUUCUGAAAGUGAAUGGAAACAAUACUGAAGUUUUGACUGACCUUCAUGCGAAUGUUAGUGAUACUAAAGAUAAUGAUGAUCAGACAGCAAAGAAGAUCUUGGACCUAUUUACAGAAAUAGAGAGCUCAAACCUUAUAGAAAAACCCGUCCUUGACACAUUCCACCCGUGCCCUGUUUGCUCUGGAAGGCUCUUAACUGUAUGAAGUUAGGGAAGAGUAACAUUUCACGUUAUCUUUGAAUGCUUUAUACUGUUUAAUAGUGGUUUGUAUUUUGAUAAUUGAAUAGCCUGGGUUAGUUUUCUUCUGGUUGAACUUUAUCUGGCAAUAGGAAAGAGAUGAGCUUGAAAAACAAACUUAAAAUUAUGCAGUGAUAUAAAACAAAGUCUUACUCUACUUUUACAUUGUAUAAAAUCUUAUAACAAUUAUAGUAUAUCUAAUAAAUGAAAAGAGGAAAUAAAUACCACCUGAUCUGGUGAAAGUGUUAUCGACAAUUAAUACUUGUACAGUUUAACUGGCAAAAGACCCUUUGAUGAUACUAAUUGAUCUAUUAAUAUUAUCCCCCAAACAACUGUUUUGGUACUUUAUAUAUGUUUGUUAAUAAUGUGGCUACUUCUAAAAAAAAAAAGUGGAUAGAAAUAUUGAUAUAUAAAGAGUUACUGGUAUUUUGUGCAAUUAUAUUUGAAAUAGUUUUUUUCUGAUUUAAGGUGCUACAGACUCGAUGUUAGAAAUUGUUGUUAUUAUCAAAAAACUUCAGACAAAUUAUCAAAGCUCAACUCUUUGUCUUUAAUAAACUUUCAUUUUUAAUGAACAUUCGUGAAGGUUGAAGAUAUAAAUAGUUGGCUAGAACUAUCAAUAAGUCAUGGCUUUCUAAUAUUUUAUUUGUUAUUCCUAUUAAUCAUACUAUGAAUGUUUGUUCAAAUACAUCAUUUAAUUUAUAUUCGAAAGUUUUUUCUUAUCGCAACCUUCCAAGUGACACCUUUAAGACCUAUAUAACCUUAUUUUUACUCAAAAUGGGCCAAAAAUAAAAAACCUAUAAAGUUGAAGGAAAACCUAAUUUUAACAAAAAACUUUGGUGCAAAAUAUUCAGUACUGUAGUCAUGAUACUACCAUAGUUAUUCAAUAGAGAUCUGUGAAAAUAUAAUAAUUUUGUAAUAUUGUUUAUGGGGAGGGGGGGGGGUGAUCCAGACUUUAUUAUCAGAAUACGUAUGGUAAAAUCUGUUAUUAUAUGAAGUAAUGGGAAUUUUACAGAAGGGUAUAGAAAUUCACGUUUUAUUGGUCAAAUAAAAAUUACUUGCGUAUAAUUAAAUAUUUUGGCUUGAGAAACAAUUUACUCCGUAUCUGUAGAAAAAUGAUCCAUUAAAAGACUUUACAGUGGCCUAGUGAAAGGCCCGUUGUUAAUAUAAGAUCUUUAAUGUUUGAUAGUGUAUAAAAACUAAUAAUUAUCAAAAUGUUUAGUUCCUCAAGCAUUUUUAUUGAUGGUAAUGUCUCUUUAGGUAUACAGUAAUUGUUAUUUUGAUCUAUAAAGGACUAAGAAUGGGUUAAAAGUAAUUUGAAAUAUCUACCGAUUUAUUUCACACAUAGAUAUUUCAAGAAAUGUAAAAUAAAUUUGAGCUUAACUAUUCAAAUAUACAUAGAAGUAUAAUAAUUAUAUAUUUCUUAAUAAAUUUGUUAGUAAAGUUUCUGUCUACUGAAUUAUAACUAUCGCUCACUUGUGUGAAAGUUUGAUGUGUUGCUAGUUUUGUAUUUUGCACUUAUGUGGAAUCUAAUUGUAUUCACUGUCACAAAAAAAAAGUCCUAACACAUUGAAAGUUUCUGAAAUAUUUUUAUAUAGAAAAUAUAUGUAAUCUUGAAGUCUGUUGAUCUUCACACGACGCUAGAAAAACCAAUAAAAUUUAGGUCAUACAUAAUGUGAAAUAUUACCUCCACCCCUAACCCCCCACCUCAUCAGACUGUAGUUGUACAUUGAAAAGUGUAAUUAGUAUUAGAAUGUUCUAAAUUUAGCUUUUAUUUCUCAAAUAUGUGUAUUUUGGUGUAAUUAUUUAUCUUUAGAGGUGAAUUAUAGAAAUGUUCUGAUUUUUUUGGUUACCCAAAGAUGCAAGAUGGCCAGUGUUACUUUGUUUGAAGACUGUUGUUUCCUGCUCUUUUUAGAUCUCUCUGGAAACAAUGCAAGCAUUUAAUCAUGAUCAAUAGUUAACCAUUAUAGUAAGUUAUAUAUGAGCAUUUCUUAUUCGUGCUUACGUGCUUCAUUAUGUUAAAAAUCAUGUGUUUCAAAAUAUUUGGAGUUAAGAUUUCUCCCACAGUGUGGUGUACAAGGCCUUUGGUCUUCUAAACCAAGAAACUCUCCAGUUUUGUUCAAAGAAAGUAGUGACGUGUGUAACUAAGCCUUACCGUUAUAUUAUAUAAUCACAGGAAAAUGGAUAAAGUAAUUACUAGAGAAAUGUAAAAUAGAAAUAUUGAUAAGUUAGGCUUAGCAACUUAUAUUAAACAAUACUUGUUCCCACCCAUUUCUGUCUUAAUAUUAUGGCUGAUUAAUAAUUACUAAUCAUCAUUCUUAUAUUGCCAUCAAGUUACUCAUUAAAAAAUAGUGAACUUAUAUUAAAACUUAAUAUCUUCUGUGUAAUUAUGGAGAACUUAAAUGAAAAAAGUAUUCUUAAGACUUUGGAAAAAAGUCACUUAGAGAAAACUAUUUUAAUAAAAAAUAUUUUUUUACCUAAAUUGUGAGUAAAAGAUCAGUAGCUGUUUGCUGAUAAUUUAAUCAAGGCUUCAUGGAAAAGGUUAGAAGCAUCUUUUUUUAGCCAUAGCAUAAUCUUAUUUUUGGUUUUAACAAUUAAUUUGAAUGUACUUGGGAUUGGGACUGCAUCACAUUUAUUUAAUGCAUGUCGAACAACAAUUUAUCAAGAUAAAAUUAAUUCUAGUUCUUAAUACACUGCAUACAAUAAUCCUGUUAUCACUAAAAUGAAACUCUGGGUGAUUAUUCCUAACAAUUAACAUGUUAAAUUUUUGGUAAGCUGCUGUUAUGUUCCCUCAUUGACAAGAUUUUGUAAAUUUGAAUGACUAUACUGCUAGCCAUAGCAUCACUAUACAUAACAACAUGAGAGCCAGUAUAUUUAGGAUAAUUUUUUUUUUUUAUUUGUGGAAGUUGGUUAUUGUGAUAAAUAUACUUUUUGUUCAAUAUCUGACAAGUUAUGUUUAAAACUUCCUGCCAUUUCAUUAUUGAGUGCAUUAUCUCACUAGGAGUUUGUAUGUAUGUAACCGAGGCUUCAUUUCCUACACUCCUCAAACCUGUUGCUUGUUUCAUAGGUUACAAAAAAAAUGGCCAAAGGAUGAUUUAUGUAAUUGUGUUCAAACAAUAAGCAGGUAUGGUAAAAAUUAAUUUUUAAAGCAUGGGUGCAAUACUGACAAAGUUAUUGUUCACACACAUUCUUUUGGUAUUAACCAAUUGUUAGAUGUGGGUGAUUAGGGUAAUGUUCUCUGUGUGUUCAGUUACUUGUUAAUUUUACACCCAUACCUUUAAUAAGAACACUGUUAAGAAGAAACAAUUACUGGAACUUUGUGGCAUUAAGUGAUAUGAUUGUUAUAAGUAAUUAUUUUAUUAAUUCACUUCCAGUGUAUGAUUCAGUAUUGCAUUUUCUGAAUGUGUUUUUCGAACAUGACAUUUCUUAAUUUGUGUGCUUCCAAGAUAUGAAAUCUUGAAACUGAGCAGGUCUUGAACUGUAGAUCUGGUGGAUGCUUUAGGUAAUUAAACUACUGUGUCUUGAGUGCUAUAUAUGCCUCAGUUUUUACUUCACUGGUAGCUUUAUUGUUAAAAAAAAA